AUGGUUAAGGAGAUCAUGUCCCUGCACAGGGAGCGCACGGACCUGCUCGCCGCCCUCACCCCCGGGGUCUCCGUCUGGAAGCGGCGAGGGCCAGGAGAAGAGGCCCUAGUCCGGAGGCUCGCCGGAAGGGACUACACGGCCCCCGUCCAGGGCCAGGUCAAGGAGAUGGAGACGGAAUCGGCCUCGACGGCGGAACAACUAGAGCUAGGGAGGUGCUUUGAUUCUAUCGUCCAGGACACGGGGGACCUGGGUCACCGGAUGCUGUCCAUGGCGUACGCUGUGGUCAAACCCGAUAAUGGUGCCGCCCUCUCCUCGUACAUGGCCGACGAGCUGGUUAACUCGACGUCCGCAUUAAUGCACGCCUGCAAGGAGCUGUACCAAGACACCACCGACGAUAAUGAGCAGGCGGCAGCAGAGGAGGAGCAGAAGAACACAUUAUUCUUGGAUCUCUGCGACAAGUUCCUGAGAGAACCCUUGAGCUACGAGAACGAGUUGGCGUUAGUGGUUACCAGGGAGGAGGUGGAGGAGUACGAGCAGGAGGUGGAGAAAAAGAAGAAAAUGAAGGAGGAGCUGCGUCAGCAGAGCAUGGCAUAUUGGAAGCAAUGGGAGGAGAGACAGAAGCAGAGGGAUAGGUACGAGAGGGAGAAGGAGAUGGGAAACGUGGAGGAGUAUGAGUUGAGGUGGGCGAAGGCAAAGGCGAAGGAGAAGGAGGAGAAGAAGAGGAGGGAGAAGGACCAGGAGGAGCAGAACAAGGAGGAGGCCACAAUGGAGUAUCUCAAGACGGGGAUGGAGGCGACCGGGGAAUUAUUCGCAGAUUAUCGGUUCGGUUGGGAAACCCGAUGCGGCAGCAAGGGUGUAAGGUGCGGCGGCUUCCGAGACACAACGACAUUGAGCCCUAUGCAUUUUACGCAUUACACACCCAAUACCAUCCGAUCCUCAUGUGGUGUCACUGGGAGCACCUUGCAGAUCUACUCCAUCAGAAUUCUUGAACUAAAAAGAGGAUUGAACUGGCCACUCAAACUGUACGGAGUGGUAGCUGCUCGAGACACGGUGGAUCGCAACCGCAACAUUGUCUUCUCUCGGUCAAGUCAUUACUCUCAAGAACUCAAUGAAGAUGGCUCUUCUUUAUGUCUGACUGGCCCGUCUCGUGCAAUUGUAGCUCUGGGCCCUGUUGACUUUGAAAUUGAACUGAAAAUAGAAGAGGGAGAGGAGUCCCAAGAGAAAGAAUUGAUCACUCUGAGCAAGCGGUAUGACGGUACAAGUACCUCCCUCAUGUUCGAGAACAGUUUGUGUGUAGCGGAGUUAAAAUUUAAGCAGAUUACUGAAGCGGUCCAGGCCACCGUCAUGGGUGUAUGCCUUGUUGAAGGGGACUGGCCUUUUGAACAUGGAUGCCGAGUUGCUUGCUUCUUAUCUGCUGCUGCAGAUGAAGUUGUGGCUGAUGCAGAUGAAUUUGUGUUGCUUGAUUGUCGCGGUGAUGAUGAAGAAGUGCGUGUAGGGUCAGACGGUUACCUUCAUCUGUCGAGGAAUGUUGUGUCGGUGCAAUCACAAGGAACAUUGGUAGUUGUCAUACGAACCUACUUGGAGUCCGGUCAGGCUGCUCAAGAUUCGAAGGUCGAAUUCCCUGCCAAGCUUUGCCAAACUAGUGAGAGUGAAUGUUCAGUUGGCAACAGUAAGGUGAAGAUCGUUGUUGCUUGGUCCCUCCUUGUCAAGGAGAAGCAGGACCUCCUGCUGGAUUGCCCAGCGGUAGAGCCUUGA
Triticum turgidum subsp. durum (durum wheat) is the source of this 1755-nucleotide messenger RNA. NCBI's taxonomy places the organism in Eukaryota, Viridiplantae, Streptophyta, Magnoliopsida, Poales, Poaceae. The record is from the annotation of a GenBank genome assembly.